AUGAGCCACCGGAGCCACGACCGUGAAGCUGACGUCACCAUCUUCGCCUUCACCAUUAUGGGUGCUACAGAACCUGUGGUAGAGAGAGAGAGUGAAAGGAGAGAGGAAGAAGAAAAAAGAAGGAGGAGGCGGAGGGACAUUAGUGUUAAUAAUGAUCUUAAUAACCAUUUGGAGGAUUCUCAUGUGGCAAUGAUGCAAAGGUUGAACCCAAGCAACCCUUUGAGGAUUGUCAUUAAUGGUUCUUCCAGAAUGGCUUCUCCUUCUCCCUCUCAGACUUCUCUGCCUCGCUCCACACCAACCCCACAACCAUCACUACCAACUUUGAAUUCAAGAAGAUACACCAACAAAAUAUCUCUGUUUCUGUUUGUGCUGCACAUGGUUGUCGCUGUUGGGCUAGUAUCUUUUCUUAUAUUCAAGGGAAUUCAAGGACUAAUAGAAGCUUCAGAUAGUGUUAAAAGGAAAGAGAGGAGGAUUUUAAAGUUUUACCUCCCACAAGUUGAAACAGCAUCUUUGUUAAGCAUUACUCUUGCGUUUGUAUGGCAAAAGGCAGUUAGACAAUGGCCCAGGAUCAUGGUUCAUUUCAUAUUAUGGAGCUCUUUUUUCUUGUCCUUAUCGGCCGGAAUUCUUUUAAUUUGCUUCCAAAGGCCUACUACUGAUGGUGUUGGAGUUUGUCUUAUUUUUUUCGCUAUCGGCAAUGGCUUAUAUGCUUGUUGGGUUACUCAAAGAAUUGGAUUUUGCACCAAGAUUCUGAUUAAAUCGCUUGAACCGGUUCCGAAAUUCGGUGAUUUGAACCAACCCACUUAUUGUAUGCUUGGAGUUGGAUUCUUGUGGAUGUCUUUGUGGAUUUUAGCUGUAAUUGGAGCCAUGAAUUUCUACUUUACGCCUUUGGUAAUUAUUGGAUUGGCGUUAAGCUUGGCUUGGACUGCAGAAGUUAUGAGGAAUAUCGUUAAUUUGACUGUUAGUAGGGUAAUUGCUCUGUAUUAUCUUCGAGGAAUGCAAUCUAGUACCCAAUUUUGUUUUCAAAGGGCUUUAACUCGGAACCUCGGAAGUGCUUGUUUGGGGUCUCUAUUUGUGCCUGCUAUUGAAGCACUGAGAAUUGUUGCUCGGGGUUUGAAUUUGCUGGAGGGAGAGGACGAAUUCAUGUUUUCUUGUGCUCAUUGCUGUCUUGGAAUGAUGGAAUGUAUCUUCAGAUAUGGAAAUGGCUGGGCCUUUGUGCAGAUAGCUGCAUAUGGAAAAGGAUUUGUACAGGCAUCACAAGACACCUGGCAACUCUUUGAAAGACAAAAAAUGGAAUCCAUUGUUGACUCAGACAUAACCAGCUCGAUUUGCUUCCUCACAGGUGUAUGCAGUGGAUCCAUUUGCGUUAUUGUUGUGGCUGCUUGGACUGCCAAAGUGCACCAAACCUUCACUGCCACUCUCUCGCUCCUGUCCUUUUUCAUUGGAUACCUCAUGACCAGGAUUGCCAUGGCAUUGCCUCAUGCCUGUGUGAGCUGUUACUAUGUUUGCUACGCAGAAAAUCCUGAUAACAGAUUGUGUGAUAAUACCAUCAAGGAACAACAAAGCAUGCUAACAUCCAAUAGUGAGUUUGUCGCGCCCACUCCUCGAAUGAACCUGAAAGCUCCUCUUGAAUUUGGAGGGAUUGUGGACAGCGCAUUGGGAUUCGAAAUAUACGAGGCCACAAUGACGAAAGUGUCUUUUGGUCUUGCCCUUUGUAUCAUAGUGUAG
Dovyalis caffra is the source of this 1725-nucleotide messenger RNA. The record is from the annotation of a GenBank genome assembly. NCBI's taxonomy places the organism in Eukaryota, Viridiplantae, Streptophyta, Magnoliopsida, Malpighiales, Salicaceae.